AUGGGCCCCACAAACGGAGAUAAAGCACCUUCAAACUACUGGACAGAGCGUCAGUGGCAUGUCGGAGAGACUAGCAGAGGUCCACUUCUGGAAGCAGUGUCGGGUGAUAUCUCCGAGGAGGAUUGGGCAUUAACUAAGAUUUUACCAAUUCCAGGGGGAUUCGAAUUCUCGACUUAUGGGGAGGAACAACAUGGAGAGGCCACAACAGAUUAUCUUGGAGUCUUAUGGACAAAGUUAAAUCUGCUGAAAAAACAAAUCCGGAAUAAGCGAAUUGAAUCGAUUAAAGAAAAACUUAAGAAGAAUGAGGAGAUUGUACAGUGUCAGGUUUCAGCAAUCAUCUCAGAUAUAUCAAGAAGAGGCUCAUUACGGACUGGAGAAAAUACCAUUCAAAUGCUUUCUUCAAGAAUUGACCGACCUUUUUGUAAGCUCAUUAGUUUCCCUCAAGGUUUGGGAAAAAAUGCCGAGAACAACAAUCGAAACAAUCAAGACGUAUCACCUGUGAUAAGUAUCAAGAUUCCGUACAUUGAAAGAUUACCACCAUUUACAUGUUGGGUUCAUUUGGCGAGAAAUCAGAGAAUGACCGAAGAACUAUCAGUUAUUAAUGGAGGAGUGCAAGUAUACUAUGAUAAAAGUGCAAGUCAGGGAUUGAUGAUUAGUGACAGUGACGAGGAGUUAGAAGUGCCUGAGAAUGCUAAACAUGAAUUUUCGCAGGGAGACGACCAAGUUCUAUGGAUGGCACUUGAGGAACAUGGGUUAACUGAGGAGGUAUUGACUCUUGCUAGUUAUUUGAUCGAGGAUACGACCGUUUCAGAAAUUCAGGAUCGGUAUAAACAUCUCAAGGAAAAGAACAUGAGGGGGCUUAACCAGCAUUCUGAAGAUUUUGGAGAAUGCGAAUCUCUUUUUGGCAUAUGUUUGGAUAAGAGCUUGAGUGCUGCUUUAGAUACUUUUGAUAACCUCUUCUGUCGCCAGUGCUUCAGUGAAAGGCAACUAGAUUUGUUUGAGCCUGAAGUUGACAAGAAACCAUGCAGUGAUCAGUGUUACCUUCAGGGUAUGGAUGGGGAAGGUGGGAUAUCGGAACCCUCCACUAUAAAGAAGUCUGGUGAUCAAAGUAUUAAAGCCAUCUUGCAGAAAGAAAGACUCAAUUUUGCGACAAAACCUUUUACAGAAAAAGUUGUUUUCCAUGAAGAUCUCAAUUCAGAUGGCUCUCAGAGUUCUUUUGCAUCUUCAAAAAGUUUUGUUGAACAUACUUCAAGUAAAUCAAUAGUUUCUGGAAGCACUGGUCAUGGUGAGCAUGAGAAGGGUUUUCCGCAUCAGCAAAAGGAUAUCGCAAAAGAGAUAGAAUUUGAGCGACUGCCCAACUUAGUAGAUGUGCAAAUGUUAAGUAUCUCAGAUUGGAAACCUCUGGAGAAAGAGUUAUAUUUGAAGGGGGUAGAAAUUUUUGCGAGAAAAAGUUGCCUUAUAUCCCGGAACUUACUUUCUGGCUUGAAGACUUGUAUGGAAGUAGGUAGUUACAUUUAUGCUGGUGAAGGGUCAAUGGCCUACAACAUGGGCAAAAAUGUAGAGUCCACGGACCAAAAGAUUCCAUCAAGAUCACGACGGAAAAGAGGAAAACCUAAGAGGAUAAAAACUACUUAUAGGACAAGUCAUGAAAACAAGCAAUAUAUGCCUUGUGGAUGUCAGGGAGUAUGUGGAAAAGAAUGCCCUUGUCAUCAAAUUGGAAAUUCUUGUGAAAAAUAUUGUGGGUGUUCAAAGCUCUGCAGAAAUCGGUUCGGAGGAUGUAAUUGUACUAAGAGUCAAUGUAAAACUCGACACUGUGCAUGCUUUGCAACAAAUAGGGAAUGUGACCCAGAUGUUUGUAAGAAUUGCUGGAUUAGUUGUGGCGAUGGUUCAUUAGGGGAGCCACCUCAACGUGGAGAUGGUCAAUGUGAAAAUAUGAAGCUACUUUUAGGGAAAAAAGAGAGGAUUCUAUGGGCAAAGUCUGAUAUUGCAGGAUGGGGGGCUUUCAUAAAGAACCCAGUUGACAAAAAUGGUUUCCUAGGAGAGUACACCGGUGAAUUGAUCUCUUGUGAAGAAGCAAAUGGGCUCAUAAACCCCACUUACCUUUUUACCUUGAAUGAUCAGUAUGUUGUUGAUUCUUUUCGCAAAGGAGACAAGUUGAAAUUUGCAAACCACUCUUCAAACCCCAACUGUUAUGCUAAGAUAUUAUUUGUUGCUGGGGAUCAUCGAAUAGGCAUAUUUGCGCAGAGACGCAUUGAAGCUGGUGAGGAGAUUUUUUAUGAUUAUUGCUAUGAUCAAAGUCUUUCACCGGCAUGGGCUCUUAAACCCAAUGGCUCCAAUAGAUGUGGAUCAAAGGGUUCUCGGGGUAGGCCAAAGAAAAACCCUUCUUAUUGAUGAGUCACAUAGCCAAGGUCUAGGGUCCGUGAUGUACACUAUUGAAACCAAUUUCUUUCAUCCUAUCAGAAAUAAAUGCCCAAAACAUAAAUAGGAAGAGGAUAAUCAUUUCAACAUUGAGGGCACUUGAUGA
Lotus japonicus is the source of this 2524-nucleotide messenger RNA. Its product is annotated as histone-lysine N-methyltransferase EZA1-like. The coding region runs from base 1 to 2391 and encodes 796 amino acids. NCBI's taxonomy places the organism in Eukaryota, Viridiplantae, Streptophyta, Magnoliopsida, Fabales, Fabaceae. Gene Ontology annotation, molecular function: histone methyltransferase activity; protein binding. The record is from RefSeq and is a predicted model, not a curated record. Gene Ontology annotation, biological process: chromatin remodeling. The transcript has 17 exons.